Messenger RNA from Anneissia japonica, 6950 nucleotides. RefSeq names its product dyslexia-associated protein KIAA0319-like. Bases 200 to 3610 code for a protein of 1136 amino acids. Gene Ontology annotation, cellular component: cytoplasmic vesicle; plasma membrane. Lineage: Eukaryota; Metazoa; Echinodermata; Crinoidea; Comatulida; Comatulidae. The record is from RefSeq and is a predicted model, not a curated record. The transcript is spliced from 23 exons.
CCCUGCCAAGUUCUCUGGGUCGUGAAUCUGCUGGUUCGGUGUGUUUACUGCUCUGAUGAUGUGUUACGUUGUUUGUUACACAGCUGUGUAAUGUCUGUUUAUUUGGAGCUUUUAAAAUAAAAGAACAUGAAUUCUAUACAACACGAAAAUAGAAUGGACAAUAUUUAAGAGCCAAUCUGAGGACAGAAAUAAAGGAACUAUGCAUCACAAAGUGCAAAGUUCUCUACCAUUCCAAUAUCAUCACUGGCCAUCUCUAAUCUUUCAAAUGUACAAACUAUAUUUGGUGCUUUCUAUAGUCAUAUUUUAUAAACCUGGACCUGGACGAGGGGAAUGUACAGGAACAACACCCUUAUCGGGAUUCACCCUGAAUGAAGCCAGCAGGGAAACAAACACCAUCAUUCCACAGACGUCCGUUACCACCAUGGACGGCUGCAUUGAGGCUUGUUGCCAGGUGACCUCAUGUGACUUAGUAUGGAUGUCAGACGGAAUAUGUUACUCGGUGGUUUGUAAAUCAGUUGAGGCAUGUGAGCCAGUUGAAACAUCAGAAGCUAUCAUAUCCAUGAUUUCUGCGAUUGAUAGGUCAACUGAAAAAAUAACAAAAGAUGCUGCAAAGGAUGAUGGGAAAGAGUGUUUUAGAAAUCAUCGAAAUUCAUGUCCAAAAAAUGAAUUUUGCCAUCACAUAGAUAGUGAUACUGGUAUUGGAAAAUGUCAUUGUUCGAAGGGCUACAUUCGUGAAAGUGGUGGCAAAUGUAUUGACAUGUGGUUAGGAGGCCAUAACGAUUGGAGUUCAGGCAAUACAGAUUCCAUCCCAGAUGGUGACAUCAUUGACAGUGAGGUGAUGAAUUUGAUUGGCGGGUCUUGUGAUGAUGAAGCUGACUGUAACCCAAAUGAGAAAUGCUUUCAUCUUGCAUCUAUCAGUGACCUGGGAUUUUGCAUUUGUAAAGAUGGUUUCCAUAGAAACACGGACGACAGUGCAUGUGAUAUCGAUGGAGAUGAGCAAGCCUCAGAUGUGCCCCCUGACUCCAUAGAAUUGACAGCAGAUUUAUCUGAAGAUAACGUAGAUGAUGAAACUGAAGUCAACACGAAUAAUAGAACAAACGUUUUAGACAGUACAGUUCUACAGUCUGUUAAUACGAAUAGUAACAGCACAUCACAUUCUACUAAUUUUUCAAGUAACAUUAGCAAUGUAAAUGAACCAGAGUCACUGACAGGAAUAAAUGCAACAAUGGAAGAAGAAGAUAAAUUGCCAACCAUUGAGAAGAAGGUAUUCAAUGGAAGCAGCUCUGUAGCACCUCACACUACGGCAGCAGGUGUGCACACAACACAAAUACGCACCACUACUGCAGAACCAAUGAAAGCGUUGGCUGUUUCUGCCGGUGAAAAUAAAGUCUUACAACUGCCUGAUGAGACCAGCGUUAGUAUAUAUACCUUUGUCGUUCCCAAAGACCCUCCUACUGGUUUUGAAUAUGUAUAUGAGUGGAGUUUAAUCCAAAGUCCGGACGAACAUGGCGGUGAAAUUGGAGGCAUGCAUACAAAUUCAAUCACAUUAACUGGAUUGACAGCCGGUCUCUAUGUGUUCAAAGUGGAGGUGACAGCGGGGAGGUCACAGGGUUCAGCUUAUGUAAAUGUGACUGUUCUACCGCCCCCUAGAGUUAAGGAGAAACCUCACGCUGUAAUUGAACCCGCUUUACAAGAGGUUACGUUGCCAAUGCUUCCAAAUGCAGAUACAGUUUUAGAUGGCUCAGGGAGUACUGAUGAUGACAAGAUUGUUAGUUACAAGUGGGAGCAAGUGAAGGGACCCUUAAGUGAGACUGAAAUUAGUGGCACUGAACCAAUCCUUCACCUUUCUGGACUUCAAGUUGGCAUCUACAUCAUCAUGUUGACUGUCACUGACUCUGAUGGUCUGGAGGAUUUUGCAGUUGCAAAUAUCACAGUAAAGCAAGAAAUAGACUAUCCCCCUCAAGCAAAUGCUGGUAGUGACAUUGUCAUUAAACUGCCUAAGAACGAAGUAACCUUGAAUGGCAAUGCUAGUACAGAUGACAAGGGGAUUAAAAGCUACGAAUGGUCGGAGGAUAGCGGCGGUAUUGUCGACACGCUUGGAACCGGUACUGCUCAGCUUCACCUGACCAACCUCGAGGAGGGCAACUAUGUAUUCCGAUUGACCGUCACUGACACUGGGGGACAUCAGAAUUUUGACACUGUAACUGUUAUCGUACAACCAGAGAACAACAUAGCUCCAGUCGCUGAUGCAGGCAGAGAUAAAGAGUUAUCAUUACCGGAUGAUACCACUGUUUUAGAUGGGUCAGCCAGUCAAGAUGACCUUGGCAUUAUCCAGUAUAUGUGGGAAAAAACAAGUGGACCCGAUGCUGAAUUAACUGAUGCAGACAAGGCUAAAGCUACAGUAUCUAAGCUGGAAGAGGGGGUAUAUGUAUUUACACUCACUGUCGCUGACAGUCAAGGGGCAACUGACUCAGACACAGUGUCGGUCACUGUUAAAAAAGAGGUGAAUAAGCCUCCAGUAGCCCUUGCUGGUUCUGACAUAAUUGUCAAUCUUCCUGCAUCAGUGGUGAAAGUUGAUGGAUCGCAAUCAUCGGAUGAUGUUGGUAUCGAGAGUUAUGAGUGGAAGAGAGAUAGUCAAAGUCCAGCAGCAGGGAUGGCAAUUGAUAAUUCAGAUAAAAAAGCUGUCCUUUUACUGGUUGAUCUUGUUCCUGGUCGGUACACAUUUACUUUAAAGGUGACUGAUGGAAAAGGACUUUCUGCGACUGAUAAAGUUGAUAUUGUCGUUAAGCAGUAUGUAAAUGAGGAUAGUCUUGUUGAAAUCACCUUUGCUGCAGACAUCACUAAAGUUACACAGGAAGAUGAGGAGCUUUUACUUCGCAAACUCUCACUAUUUAUGGGUGUUGAUGAUCAUGAUAUUGUGUUACAGCGUAUUAUCUCAACACAACUAGGAAGGUUUGUCAUGAUCUUCUAUGUUGUUGAUGCGCAAACACAAGUGAGUUUGAGGGCGCUAGAUGUGGUCAAUCAACUGAAGAAGAGACUGCAGAAAGAAGGGGACCUGCUGGAUUACCCAGUAUACAGCCUAGAAACUGUUGUUUGUCAAAACACCUGCUCAGAUCAUGGAUCUUGCAACAUAACCACUAGACGCUGUGAUUGUGAAAGCUUCUGGAUAGAAAAUCCAAUCAAAGCCUAUUCUGGCCUAAAAGAAUCCAACUGUGACUGGAGCAUUUUGUAUGUAAUCAUCGUAGCUUUCUUUGUAGUGGUUGGCACCAGCAUACUCAUCUGGAUGUGUGUCUGCUUUAUCUCAAAUCGUUGUUUGAAGAAAAAGAGACGCCAUCGAUACAGCCUUCUGGAUGAAUUUGAUGAGCAUGAGUCGAUGGAAAUGAUUCCCAAAGCAAAUGGUGACCUCAAAGUGGCCUUUAGGUCAAAGGAUGAUCCAUACCAAGGAAAGCAAAAUAGUAGUAUCAUGGUCUCAGAAUCAGACGAUACUGAAGAAGACACGCUCUUUGAGCCGAAAAAGAAAUCAAAAACUGCUAAUGGCGUAGUCCCACAUAAAAAGAGAGGACGUGUACCUACCACUUAUUCCGACAGAGUUAGACAUGACAAGUUAUGACCGGGCUCAAAACACGCUUCAUAGAGACUCAACAAGAAGUGUUGAACAUUGUGAGCACUAUGUUACCAGUCAGCAAAUUUGAAUUAUCGGAACGCAAUGAGAGCGCUUAACUGACGCAAUACCUUUCUGCCGACGGUCAGCACUUUAAGCGAAUAGUCAUUCAGAAAGAUCCUUUGUGUGAUGAAUUGUCACGUCACGGUUUUGUGGAAUCUUAUCGGCAGUUUUAUGGAACCAUAUCAGCUGCCGACGCAGUGUGUGCUGAGCCUUACCGAACAAUUAGAAAUAAAUACUUUAUUUAAGUUGUAAAUAGUAUUUUUACCAGGUUAAAUAUUGUUAAAUUUUUAUUGCUGUUAUAUCAUUCCACAGCUCCAUCUUUUAAAAAAAAAUUAAACCAUGUCCUAAGAUCUGUGUACGAGAGAAAAAUUAUAUUUGUUUUGAAUUCUAAAAUCCUGGUUUUUUUUCAGUCUGUUCUGCCAAUGAUUUGAGUGUAUAGAAAAAACAUAUUCAAAAACAUUUUCAAAAAAUGAAAAAAAAAAAUGAUAAAAUAUUCUGUCAAAUAUUUGGUCAUGCUUUAUGAUAUGAACUUAAUUUAAAUAGAAAUAAUUAUCAGUAUAUCCUGAGAAAUUUUAUUUAUUUGGUUGUUGCUUUGUAAAGAUGAUCAACAAAUUUAAAAAAAAUUAAAUUUUCAAUAUGAAAAAUAUGUGAAAAUUAUAGCCACCUAGAGGUGACACCAAUAAUUCUUACCUCAGCUCCAAAUAUGGUGGUGCUCACCCCAAUACUCUGGUCUGCAGCAAUUGCCUAAUUCUCCAUCACAGUGGACAGUUCUGCCAAGCAGCACCCCUCCCUUAGACAUUGUUGCUGAAGUUCCACAAAAAGUUUGGGAGUUAUUCAGCAGUCAUUAUAGGUUUAUCUGGAGACAGUUUGGGUUUGGGGAGGUAAAAUUUGGGAUGGGGGUUUGAGGAUAACAGCUUCCUAACAAAGUGAGUUUCUGCAUGUAUUGCUAGUUCCAAAGUAGAAUAGAUGUCAAAACUGUGGCCUUUUACCUGUACCCCUCCACCCACCCAAUUUUGAAAUCGUUAGUGCUUACCUUUAUAUUUAUUUUUGAUUUGAGUUUUCUUUUGCAUUCAGUCACAACCAAUUUAUAUUUUAAGUUAAUAUCAAAAUAAUCAGGUCAAGAUUUGCCAAAUCUUGGAAAUAGUAUUUCGAUUGGGGACAGCUCAUAGUAUUAAUAGUGAGUUUAAUGUUUAUAAUUUUGAUUAAAGAAAUCUGUUUGAAUUUUCCUUUUACUGCCAUUCCUUUGCAUUUUGUACAAAAAAAUGUAUACAAAAAUUAAUACAUCUUGAAUAAUUAAAAAAAUGGUAAGUUGAACAAAAAGGUUAUUCUGCAGUCAUGAUAUUUUUUUUGGGAGACAGUUUGGGUUUGGGUUGGUAAAAUUGGGGAGGAGGUUUGAGGAUAACAGCUUGUGAACAAAGUGAGAUUCUUGGGAAUGUAUUGCCAGACAGCUGCUAGUUCCAAAUUAGAAUAGAUGUAAAAACUGUGGCCUUUUACCUGUCCCUCUCCAUCUGCCCAAUUUUGAAAUCAUUAGUCCUCACCUUUAUAUUUUUUUUUUUCGAUUUAAGUUUUCUUUUGCAUUCAGUCACAACAAAUUUAUAUUUUAAGUUAAUAUCAAAAUAUCAGGUUGAGAUUUGUCAAUUCUUGGAAAUAGUAUUUCGAUUGAGGUCAGCUCAUAUUAUUAAUAGUGAGUUUAAUAUUCAUAACAAGUGUGUUUGAAUUUUCGUUUUACUGCCAUUCGUUUUCAUUUUGUACAUAAUAAUGUAUACAAAAAUGAAUACAGCUUGAAUAGUUAAAAAGAUGGUAGGUUGAACAAAAAGGUUAAAGGUCAAAAUCAUGGAAUGGCCCAGAAGAUGUCCUGCGUUAGUUGUCCAAGAGCAUUUUGUUCUAAAUAAUUAUAUUAUAUGAAUUAAUAAAUAAAGGAAGCUCUUUAUAAGAGAGCAGUAAUGUAGUUAGACCCUCUGUUACAAAAGUAAGUUUUUAAAAACAAAUAUUUUUUUAAUUGUGUCCCUACUUCUUUCAACAUUUUGUUUUCAAUUCUAUGAGAUACCUGUUUGUAUUAAUUGUGUUUACCGUUCCUUAUUUGUGCAUUAUUUUUUAAUUUGGUUUACCUAACAAUAUGUAGUUUAGUGUAACAUGUAUGAACUGGGAUAAUAAUUCUUAUGAGUGUGUGGAUAUAUGAGAAAAUAUUGAGAAAAAAAAUGUGAGAUCUAAUUUUUAUAUUUUUGCAUUGUAUAAAAAUGAAAUACUUAUAAUAUUUAGGUGUAUGGUAUAUAUAUAUAACAAUAUAUUUGAUGUCAUUUAUAGAUUAUAGUUCUUAUUAAGAAUGUAUGCAACUGAUUUUCAUGUGAGUAUUUAUAAUUCUAGUCUGGCCCAGGCCGUGUAUGGCUUCCUUUCUGAGUUUACGUGGAAGGGAUUGACACUAAAGUUGUGGCUUCGGACUCAACUUCAAAAUUGCGUGUUGGAAGCCCUCGCUGUGCAGGUCACUUGUGUCUUUGGGCAACAAACUUUGUCUCUCUUUAGCCAGGAGUAUAAUACAUGGGUACCAGUAUUCUGGAAAGUUAAACAGACUUGUGCGGGAGGAGUGAGAAACUCGCAUCAGCAGUGCAAUCUAGCCAGAUGCUAAGGAAAAGGGGAUGGGCAUUCUGGCAUUUAACCCCUAAGCUCAGGUUUUGACUUUACCUUUAACCUUGCUGAGUUUCUAAACAGCAAAGAAUUACAGGUAACUGAGUGAAUGAAUAUAUAAUUAUUUUGAUGUGAUGGUAUUUGAAAUAUUCUUAUCAACAGUGCAGAAUACCAAGAUUUAACUUAAUUUAAUUAGUAUACAUAUUCCAGGUCCUUAUUUAUGGUUUUAUUCCUUCAGUUGUUGAUUUUGGUAGGUUUAUACCUCGUCAAAAACAAAUGUACUAUCAAUUACUUUUUAGUUAAUAUAGUAUUAUGCAAGAAUUUACUUUUCAAUCCUCAUACUACACUAUAUAAACACCUGAAGUCAGUAAUAUAGAUAUAAUACUUUAAAAAUAAAUAUAAUACUUAAAAAUAAUUUGUUUUUUACCAAACAAAUAUCUUAUGUCUGUUAAUAUUAGUUUUACAAUCUAGAAAUAUUUGUCGCCCUCUCUCUGUUGUAAAUUAUAGAAUAUGCCCUGGCAAUUGAAUAUGUCAAUAUGACUAUAUUAAGAUUUUGUGUGUAUAUGUUGAAUUUUGAAAAGAAAAUAUGACCUUGUAUGUAUAGGGAGGCGAUUUAGUUUUGUUUUUUUUUCAUUUGCACAUUAAAGAUACUAAUGUAUUUGAA